GCCGCGUCGGAGGAGGCAGGGCGCCCUCGCGUUGGCUUCUGGGAUGCGGCUCCGCGGCGCGCACUGUUGGCUGGGGAGCUGCGGGCCCGGGGCGCCGGCGAGCCCGCGGGUGGCGCGGGCCGAGUGGGAUCGUCGGCGCGAUAAUGGAUUCUGAAUUAAUGCAUAGUAUAGUAGGAAGCUACCUUAAACCUCCAGAAAGAGUAUUCGUUCCAUCAUUCACUGAGAGUGAUGAGUCAGCUCAGACUCACCGUCCUGUGAACUUAGAAGUUACCUCUCCUAAAAUGCUUCAUAGUCCAAAUAGCCAAGCUCUUAUUUUAGCCUUAAAAGCUCUUCAGGAAAAGAUCCACCGUUUAGAGUUAGAGAGAACACAAGCUGAAGAUAACCUGACCGUUCUUUCCAGAGAAGCGGCGCAGUAUAAAAAGGCCUUGGACAGUGAAACAAACGAGAGAAAUCUGGCACAGCAGAAGCUCAUGAAGCAGAAAAAAGACAUAAGCGCACAGCUCAGCUCAGCCCAGUCUCGCUGCGCUCUUCUAGAGAAGCAGCUCGCGUGUGCGAAGAGAAUGGUUCUCAACGCAGAGCGAGAGAAGAGGAUGAUCCUCGAGCAGCAGGCCCAGCGUCAAAGGGAAAAAGAAAAAGAUCGUCUGAAGCUGCAAGCAAAACUUGAAAAGCUCAAUGUCUUAGAAAAAGAAUGUUUUAAACUCACAACAACUCAGAAAACCGCUGAGGACAAGAUUAAACAUUUAGAGGGAAAACUCCAAGAGGAAGAACAUCAUCGGAAGCUGUUUCGGGACAGAGCUGCCGAGCUUCAAACUGGACUUGAAAUCAAUAGAAUUUUAAUGUCCUCAGUAUCAAAUCCAAAACGCUCCAAGGAUAAGAAAGCUUCAAAGAAAAGUAAGUGUUUAAAUAAAGGGCCCCCUCAGCAGAUUCAGUCAAGGUUUGGAUCGCUGCCCCUUGUGACUGAAAAAUCUGCCAGGGCAAUACAUUCCAUGAACGUGAGUGUGCAGACGAUGCAGCAUUGCGGGCCUCGGGGCCUUCAGGGUCCUGCUCAAGCUGCUGAGCCGAGGUGCCCCCGCAGGCCCACCAGGGCUGCUUCCCAGGGUGCCGCUGUGCCUGACGCAGAAAAGUCCAUUUCCAUGUGUGACUGUUUGUCUGAACUUUUGAUAGCAAUGCAGGAUGAGCUGGACCAAAUGGGUUUGGAGCACCAAGAACUCCUGAAUCAAAUGGAGGAAACUGAAAGUGGUUCAGUCUGUGAAGACAUAGAAUGUGAACUACAGCACUUAGUCAAGAAGAUGGAAAUUAAAGGAGAACAAAUUUCCAAACUGAUGAGGCAUCAAGACAAUGUCCGUAAACUGCAGCAAAAAAUUCAAAACUCAAAGAUGAGUGAAGCUUCAGGCAUUCAGCAAGAAGAUAGCAACUAUAAAGGAUCAAAGAACAUAAAGAAAAGCCCCAGAAAAUGUUUGCUAACUAACUCUCUUCAGAAGAACAACUUCCAUCCAUUAAGGGUCUGUAAUCUUCAAAUGAAAUUGAGAAGAGAUGAUAUCAUGUGGGAACAAUAACAUAUCAAUAACAACAACACAGUAGCAAAACCUUAAAUGAACUGUCAGUGAGAUCUUGAAUUGCCUAAAGUGGUUUUAAUAUGCCUUUAUAAUAUUUUGAAUUAUUUUUCUAGCCCCUAUAAAGUGUCAAGUUAGAGUAUUUUUAAAUUGAUGCCUAAUGACCUCCUAAGAGUCCCAAAUAAUAAAUGAUUGACUUUUUGUUUCUCUUAUUAACUGAAAUGCCUAAUCACACCAUGUUUUAGAAACAUUGUUCACCUUACAGAUAUCUUAAGCUAAACCUCAGAAAUUCUACUGGAUUGAUGAUGUUUAAAAUUGAGUUAAUGUGAGACCCAGGUACCAUUCUGCUUUUUCAUUUAGUAACUAGCCUGUAAACUUAAGAACAAAGGUAAAAUGAACAUAGUGCGGAAGGGUCUUUUAACUUCCCCGGUGCUUCCUCCCUGUCUCGUUUUAGGGCUAUGAAAUAUUUUUCUUUUUUUAGAGAAGGAGAAGCUUUGUGAAGAGGUCUUAGCCCAAGCUUCUGUAUGACAAAGGAACCCGUAGUUACUUAAUUUUUAGGUGACACCAACUCGGCUGUAGAAGCCGUCCUCUGCUAUUCCCGUUCUUUUACAAAUCUAGUGGGGGUUUUUUAAACACCAGUGACCCAUCCUAUCCUUUUAUAACUCUAACUUUUGAUGAUGUCUGGUCUUUACAUUAUAUAUAAUACUCAUGUGUAUAGACUAGAAUUAAUUUCAAGGACCCACACUAUAUUCUUUUAUAGGAAUAGAAAGAUGAUGUUGAAAAUUUCAUUACUUCAUCUAGCAAAAAUUCAGGAAAAUACACACUUUUAUUUUUUAUAUUUUUAAGUCAGCGAGGUCAUGGGAUUGCUUUGUGUGUGUGUGCUUUAUAAUAAAUUUCCACUUGUUGACAUCUUUUCAGAA
This is a messenger RNA of Manis pentadactyla (Chinese pangolin), 2473 nucleotides long. It is a transcript of the gene CEP57L1, whose product is annotated as centrosomal protein 57 like 1. The transcript is spliced from 11 exons. Gene Ontology annotation, cellular component: centrosome. Lineage: Eukaryota; Metazoa; Chordata; Mammalia; Pholidota; Manidae. The record is from RefSeq and is a predicted model, not a curated record. Bases 144 to 1556 code for a protein of 470 amino acids. Gene Ontology annotation, molecular function: microtubule binding; identical protein binding; gamma-tubulin binding.